UGCACGGUCAUACUGAAAUAAUGAAAAAUGGAAGAGGAUGAAGUAUGCCGAGUUUGCCUGCAACAGGGCGGAGAUAUGAUCAAUAUAUUCGAUAGUGAACCAGAACAGGAAAUAUGCAUUUCGGAAUUGAUUGCCCAGUGGUCCGGCUAUCAAGUUAAAAGAGGAGACCUACUUCCGGAAACCAUCUGCCCAACAUGCUUAAAGGAUGCUCGAGCCACAUUUGAGUUUACCAGAAAGUUCGAAAAGGAGGAUUUAUGCAGUUUUUCGGAUGGCGAUGACUCGAUUAACGACGUGGGAAGGGGGAUCCAUGUUCCAGAUAAUAAUGCCCUGGAGUACCGGGUGAAAAACGAGCCUGUUGAUGAUGAUAUAUACAUGGAGUCAGUUUGUGAAGUAUCACGCAACAAGAUUGAUCAAUCAAAUAACGAUCUGUUCGAGGAAGACGUGUGCAAGAUAGAAGUCAGUGAAAAUGACAAUUCUCUUAAGGCUGCAUCAGAUCAUAAUACCAUUCCAAAGCUUACGGACAUAUCUUCUCGCGGAAAACGGCGCUACAAGUGUUCCCUGUGCCCAAAGUCUUUUGUGGUGGCUUCUCAGUUUAGUCAACAUAUACUGACCCAUUCGGGAGAUGAUGCCGAUGAAUGUCCAACGUGGGGUUUGUCUGAACCAGAUCCUAAAACCAUCGCUUACGAAGAGGACGAUUAUAUUCCGCCGCCUGUAACAGAUUCACCUCCUAAAAAAAAGCAAAGUAAACGGCACGUGAAAUCUUUUACACACGCAACCAAUUCAAAGCAACACAUUCCUAACCAUUCGGGAGAUAAAACCGAUAAAAAAGAUAGAUCGAAAUCUGAUUUGCCUGCAUCAGAACUUAAACACACUGCUUAUAUGCCUUACAAAUGUAAUUAUUGUCCAAAGUAUUUCAAGAAUUCAAAAUCCCUUAAGUUGCAUGCCCGUACACAUAGUAAGCGGUUAAGGUGCUCCUAUUGCCCAAAGACUUUUGCGGAGGCACAACACUUAAAGAAACACAUUGAGGAUCACUCCGAUAGUCCAAAGACUCUAACUACAUCGGAAACUAAGAAACGGAAGUUUAAAUGUCCCCAGUGUCCCAAGUCUUUUCCGUAUUCCUCGAGCUGUAGUCGACACCUUUUGAGCCACUCGGAGAUACGACCGUACAAGUGCCCCCACUGUCCAAAUUCCUACGCACGUCCCUAUGCUCUCAGAGCCCACGUUUUUUCCCACUCCGGAGAAAGACCGCAUAAGUGCAAUCAAUGUUCCAAGACUUAUUUACGGAUUUAUCAUCUCAAGGCCCACUUGUUGACUCACAAGAUAAAGCGGGGCAAGGACAACCCGUACUGGUGUUCCCAAUGCAAGAAGUCCUUCCUGUCCACAUCGAAUCUGAAUCGACACACCCGGCUGCACUCUGGGGACAAACCUCACAAGUGUGACGACUGCGAAAAGAGUUUUUCCCGUGCCAGCGAUCUUAGAAAUCACAACCGUUCUCAUACGGGUGAAAAACCCUAUAAGUGCGCUUUUUGCCCAAAGUCUUUUUCGGUUAGUACAAAUAUGCACAAACACCAAAGGAUGUGCAAGCUUGAAACUUCAAAUUGACGAUUAUAUCAUAGCUUCCAAAUAUAUUUUUAAAUAAUACAUUGUCAAAACUUAAA
Drosophila gunungcola (fruit fly) is the source of this 1658-nucleotide messenger RNA. Its product is annotated as zinc finger protein 883-like. The transcript has 2 exons. The coding region runs from base 28 to 1602 and encodes 524 amino acids. NCBI's taxonomy places the organism in Eukaryota, Metazoa, Arthropoda, Insecta, Diptera, Drosophilidae. The record is from RefSeq and is a predicted model, not a curated record. Gene Ontology annotation, cellular component: nucleus. Gene Ontology annotation, molecular function: zinc ion binding.